Molecule: messenger RNA, 808 nt
Organism: Aethina tumida (small hive beetle)
Lineage: Eukaryota; Metazoa; Arthropoda; Insecta; Coleoptera; Nitidulidae
Exons: 2
Coding region: 377-745 (122 amino acids)
Molecular function (GO): odorant binding
Source: RefSeq, a predicted model, not a curated record
AAAAACUUAAUUUAUGUUUAUUACAAUGGACCUCCAUUAAAACUACAUUAAAUACACCUAUAAAACAUCCAUCAAAUAGCUUGUAACUUGUUUGUUAACUACAAAUGUAACAAAAAUGUUUUGUGGGAAUCACUGAAUAGAAAUGUAUAGUGCAGUCGUUUUAGGAACAUGAGGGCACUAUAUGCAACCAGUCUACAUUAAUUUAAUAAAUUACAAUAUACAAUUUUUUCAUUGUUCAAUCUAUUAUACUAAGAUUUUUUAUAUUACACAACAAAAACUUAUUUUCUGCUUAUUACAAUGGACCUCCAUUAAAACUACAUCAAAUACAUCUAUAAAAUACCCAUCAAAUAGCUGGUAACUCGUUUGUUAACUAAAAAUGCAACAAAAAUACAUUAUUUUCCUCGCUGCCGCUCUUUUACUAAAGACGGUCUCCACUCAAAUUUACAUCUCGGAAGCCGAUUACAACCAGUGCAUGGACCAGACAGACAAACAGUUCCGCGCUGAUCGCAACAUGAAGGUGAAAGACGCCGAAAAAUGCCUGGACCGCUGCCUGAUGAUCAAAUCGAAGCUGAUAGGCGAAAAUGGAAAAGUUCUGGCCGGAAAAUGGCAAACUCAAUUGACCGCAAUGUACGGCGAAAGUUUCGGCAAACAAAUGGCGAGCUGCCUGUCCAAAAUUCCGGUCACGAAAGCCUGCACCGUUGUUGAUAGCAUCGACAGAUGUGGCCAGGCGAUUUUAAAGAACUAACUCGAUUAAAUUUUGUGUCAAUUUUAUUUUAUUAUUUAAAUUAAACGACAAGUUGAUGCCUUA